AUGAACGAGGUAUUUGAUGCCGAGACAGGUGAGAAGCUCGAGCUGUUUGUGCCAACCAAAGCCGAAUCGAGAUCCACUACACCCGAUAAACCCAUAUCGCCACAACCACCUUCUAAAGUGCAGCAAAACUCAAAGCAAUCGCGGUCACCUACGCAAGCAGUGCAUCGUGAGACGCAGUCAUUACGAGAGCUUGGCGACGAUGUUGACUGGGAGCGCCAGCAGAUCGCCAAUGUCACGAAAGCAGAGACGUGCUUUCGCGAGUCGCUCGCUGGUGUUCGGUACGAGUUGCAGCGUCGUGGGCUCUCAGAAGGUGAGCGUCUCAGUUUGACUACGGAGCUGCUGGAAAAGACCAAACACGGCUACGCGCGACACAUUCAGGCACUGGUGGUGGAGGAGUUGGCGCGCGAGAUGGACCGAGAGGUGGCUAUGCGACUGGAGCUCGCCCGACUUGGCCGCGAGCGAAUGCAGCGCCAACACGACAAGGAGCGCGAGUUUUAUCGAGCCCAGAUCGCCCGCAUCCGCGAGGAAUGUGAGAUGGCGCUGACUGCAGCGGCAGCCAAGAACAACUUGCUGCGAUGA
Phytophthora nicotianae INRA-310 is the source of this 579-nucleotide messenger RNA. RefSeq lists its product as hypothetical. NCBI's taxonomy places the organism in Eukaryota, Oomycota, Peronosporomycetes, Peronosporales, Peronosporaceae. The transcript is spliced from 2 exons. The coding region runs from base 1 to 579 and encodes 192 amino acids. The record is from RefSeq and is a predicted model, not a curated record.